This is a messenger RNA of Nymphaea colorata (pocket water lily), 1178 nucleotides long. RefSeq lists its product as uncharacterized. The record is from RefSeq and is a predicted model, not a curated record. The transcript is spliced from 2 exons. Gene Ontology annotation, molecular function: protein binding. The coding region runs from base 53 to 853 and encodes 266 amino acids. NCBI's taxonomy places the organism in Eukaryota, Viridiplantae, Streptophyta, Magnoliopsida, Nymphaeales, Nymphaeaceae.
GGGUAGGAGAGAGAGAGAGCGCGCGCGUGAGAGCGAGGGAGAGAUCUCAGAAAUGGGCGGCAGUAAGAGAAAUUCAAACUCCGGUGGCGGCAGGAAGGCAUCGGACUCCGGAGAUAACUUGCAUGGAGGUAUCCACGCAGCUGCGAGAGAAGGCAAUAUGCCUGUCCUCGAGGAGAUUUGCAACUACAACCCGUUGGCUAUCAACUCCAGAGAUAAGCACUCGAGAACACCAUUGCAUUUGGCUGCUUGGUCAGGCCAGACUGUGGUGGUUUCAUUUCUCUGCAACCUGAAAGCUGAUGUUGGGGCAGCCGCAAUUGAUGACAUGGGAGCAAUUCAUUUUGCUUCGCAGAAAGGGCAUCUAGAAAUUGUUCGGAUUCUUGUUUCAUCAGGUGCUUCUGUCAGUGCACGCACCAGGAAAGGCUUCACACCACUCCAUUAUGCCGUCCAGGGUUCUCACUUGGAUCUUGUGAAGUACUUAUUGAAGAAAGGUGCAAGCCUAACUGCGAAGACAAAGGCUGGGAAACUUCCGUUAGAUGUCGCCAGCAAUGAAGAGAUCAAAAAAAUUCUGAUGGGCCACGAGGAGGCUACCAAAAAGAAAGAAGACACAAAUGGAUGUGAAAAGGCGGAAGAUAAAGCAGUAGCUGAGCAGGCGUCUGUUCAUGAGAUAUCUGCAGGCGAUGAAGGGGAAGAGAGAACUAAUGAAAGGGAUGAAGAUCAAGAAGAUAGGACCGUCGAGAGCAACAAACGAUCGAUUGCAGAAGCCAAGAUCGAAGAAAAUGUAGCAGAACCUAAAAGACACAAGGUUGCGCUGAAGCACCUUCUUGUUAGUGAUGACCUUGAAGAAGAAGAAUAAAAAGAAGACAGAAGAACAAGGUUGCUCUAACUAAUAGAUCAAUUUCUCGGUUUUCUCCUCAGUUUAAUGACUGAGUACUUGCUUGCCACUACCUGCCCUCUCGAACCCAGCCGGGAUUUAGUAGGCUGGGUCCAUCCCUUACUUCCAAUGACUGUCCUGAUCGUUAGGAACUUCCUAGGUCCAAAUGUGUUGUAUAUGCUUUUGGUUAAGAUUCUUGAGGGACGUGCAUCAAAAGCGUUGUAAUUGAUCACCUAUCUGGUAACGGUAGCCUUGAUUUGUGGAACUUGGAUACAAAAAAAGCACUGGACAUAGAUCCUGCCUUAAA